AUGGAAGCGCUACUUCCUCAGCGCAAGGUUGUCUCGAGAAGAGAACCUGCUAUUCGACGUCGCGACGGCAAGCGGAACGUUGGACAAGCUUUCUGGAAGAAAUGCUUUACUGCUGGAUCCUCAACAAUUCGAAACGGAAUCCCGGUAGCAUCGCACAUUUCCGCGAAGUCUAGCUCGAGUUCUCCUUGGGAGUAG
Molecule: messenger RNA, 195 nt
Organism: Phytophthora nicotianae INRA-310
Lineage: Eukaryota; Oomycota; Peronosporomycetes; Peronosporales; Peronosporaceae
Exons: 2
Coding region: 1-195 (64 amino acids)
Source: RefSeq, a predicted model, not a curated record